Rosa rugosa (rugosa rose) is the source of this 750-nucleotide messenger RNA. RefSeq lists its product as uncharacterized. Lineage: Eukaryota; Viridiplantae; Streptophyta; Magnoliopsida; Rosales; Rosaceae. The record is from RefSeq and is a predicted model, not a curated record. The transcript has a single exon. Bases 1 to 750 code for a protein of 249 amino acids.
AUGAGAUGUGUUAGAACAGUGUCCUACUCUUAUAUUGUUAAUGGUGAUCCACAAGGUCAUGUUAUUCCUUCUAGAGGCUUAAGGCAGGGCAAUUCCAUAUCCCCCUACUUCUUUCUGCUAUGUGCUGAAGCAUUAUCCAAAAUGAUUUUGACUGCGGAAGAAGGAAAUGUAAUUCAUGGUGUUAAAAUAUGCCCAAGUGCACCUUCAAUAUCUCACUUCCUAUUCACAGAUGACGCCUUUAUUUUUUUCAAAGCUGAGAUCGAUGAAUGUUAUGCUCUAAAGGAGAUCUUUGAGCAGUAUGAGAGAGCCUCGGGUCAACUCAUCAGUUACCAGAAGAGUUCAGUCUCAUUUAGCAAGAAUGUGAAAAGAGACAAACAGAAUGAUCUUGCUGCAAUUUUGGAAGUGCUACGUGUGGACAAACAUGACAAAUAUUUAGGGUUACCUACGGAGCAAAGUUAUUCAAAGACCGAGGCUUUUAAUUUUCUCAAUGAGAGGAUUCGGAAGAGAACCCAAGGACGGCAAGAAAAAACUCUGAGUGCGGCAGGUAAGGAAGUUAUGGUGAAGGCGGUAGUGCAGUCAAUCCCAACAUAUGUAAUGAGUUGUUUUGAGCUUCCGAAGCACCUUUGUUUGGAAAUGCAUUGCCUCAUGGCUCGGUUUUGGUGGGGUGACAAGGUUGAUGACAAAAAGAUUCAUUGGCUAGCUUGGGAGAAGUUAUGUGUUCCCAAAUCUGAAGGAGGUCUAGGGUUCUGA